UCUCUUUCUAAUAUAUGCAAUGGCUGGAGAGAUAGUCUAUGCUGACAUCAAAACUGUUAGAGCUUCCCCUUUGGAACAUUCAUCUCCACUGCAGAGAUCUGAUUCUCACCAUCGUGGAAUUUUCUUGAAAGUUGGAUGUGCAAUGAUUAUCAUUCUCCUUGUGAUAGCAAUUGUGCUGAGCAUUUUCAUUAUCCAGCUCAAAUCUGCAAGACAUACUAAAGUGGAUAAUGAAUCAAAAGAGAAAUACUGUACUGGGAAAAAUAAAUCUGGAACAAUCACGUCAAUAGUUUCUUCUAACUCUCCUACUGCUCAUAAAUCAUGCCUCUCCAAAGACUGGAAGCUACAUGGGGGGAAAUGUUACUGGGUUGCUGAAAAUAAGAAAUCUUGGGGUGGAAGUAAAAAUGACUGUGCUAUGAAAAAUUCACAUCUUAUGGUGAUUCAAGACUUCACUGAUAUGAGUUUCCUAUGGCUGCACCUAAAUAUUUCAGCCAUUUAUUGGAUUGGCUUGAGUAGUUCCCCUGGAGGGAAAUCAUGGACCUGGGUGGACAACAACUCUUUUGACGUCCGUCUGUUUUCAAUAAAAGAACAGCAACCACGGACCCGGAGCAUGAAAUGUGCCCAGGUGUCUAGUAAUAUGAUAGCCGAACAAAAUUGUGAGGCCAAUAAUCAAUGGAUUUGUCAACUGUAAUCCAUUCUGCAGAAAAUCAGUCUCCACUUUCCUGUGAAAGACACUACAUGAAGUUUGAGCCCAGAUCAUAGGAAAGUCCAGAGGGUUGUGUGUGUUCCAGAGGGCUGUGUGUGCCUGUGUGUGUGUUCAUUUAUGAUUGGUGUGAAUAUAGCACUAUUUCUCAGAGAUGUGAGAAAGGUACUAGAGAAAAGAAAAUGUUAUAUAAAUGAGUAGAUAUGAUGAAUAUAUUUUUUCAUCUGAAUUAUCAAUGCAGUUAUUCAAUCAGGAGUCUCAUUUUCCCGGUAUUUUUGGAACCUCAGUCUUUAUCUUCUCUGCAUCUUUCCUCUACAAUAUUCUUAGCUAAUCUUUUACGUUCUCAGUUUCCAUUACCAUGUACAAAGCAAUGCAUAUCAAAUUUAUAUCUCUAGCCCAGAUCACCAGACCCAUAUACCAUACUGCCUUUUUAACACAUCAAAUCUAAAAUCUCAAAGGUGCUUCAAACUCAACAUAUAAAAACAGUUCAUUAACUUUCCUCACAAAAGAAACCAUCUUCCAAUACUCCAUAUCUCAAUAAAUAGCAUGCCAUACAAGAAAAUUAUGCAAUCUAUAAGCCAGCUGCCAUCUUGUCUUUACCCUCUCUAACACCCCUCAAGGCUGCUCUCCACUCUCCUUCUCACAUCACCAGGUCUUGUUAUCUUUAACUAAAUCUCUUUCAAAUUUAUCCUCUUCUCUCCAUCACCACUUUCAUGAUCUUAAUACAAAGUAAUAAAAUAUUAAAUAGUUGCAGUAACAAGGUCUUCCUGUUCACUCUUACUCCGUGUCAAUCAUUUUCUGCCCUAAAAACUGUUGAUAUUUUUAAAAUGUAUAGUGACAAUUUAUUUUGAGGAAGAUUAACC
Equus quagga is the source of this 1563-nucleotide messenger RNA. RefSeq names its product killer cell lectin-like receptor subfamily B member 1B allele B. The record is from RefSeq and is a predicted model, not a curated record. Bases 20 to 688 code for a protein of 222 amino acids. The transcript has 6 exons. NCBI's taxonomy places the organism in Eukaryota, Metazoa, Chordata, Mammalia, Perissodactyla, Equidae.